Messenger RNA from Trichomonas vaginalis G3, 1290 nucleotides. RefSeq names its product amino acid transmembrane transporter protein. The record is from RefSeq and is a predicted model, not a curated record. Bases 1 to 1290 code for a protein of 429 amino acids. The transcript has a single exon. Gene Ontology annotation, biological process: amino acid transmembrane transport. NCBI's taxonomy places the organism in Eukaryota, Parabasalia, Trichomonadida, Trichomonadidae. Gene Ontology annotation, molecular function: amino acid transmembrane transporter activity.
AUGGAUAUGAAUGACACUCCACUUCUCUCAGAAAAAGGUAGCCAGGGAAUUAUAGAUGUUGAAGAAAAGGGAUACCUUGACAAGAAAAUUUUCAUCAUGGAUACUCCACAAGACCAAAACAUGUUUGGAGCAUUUCAGAUUUUAAUUAAUACUGCAAUUGGAUCGGGAACCCUCAUGAUUCCAUAUUGCUAUCGCUUAGGUAUCUUCAGUGCACUCUUAAUGUCAAUUGUUAUCGGUAUCAUCUCUCUCAGUACUUUCUGCAUGAUGAUUGAAGCUGCAUAUUUUACCAAAAAGUACGAUUAUAGAGGUUUAUUCAAUCACCUUUUCAAUCCCAAGUACAUCUGGAUCAUUGAUUUGAUCAUAUUCCUUGUACAAAUCGGAUCAUGCAUGAUUUAUUCCAACUGGGAUGGUGUCUUGUUGAAUAGAACCUUUGGAUUUAAGGUCAAAGUACUUAACUCUAAUAUAUUCUGGAACUUUUUCUCUACAAUGUUAAUGGCUUUCCCUAUGACCAUCCCAAGAUCUGUUGCAAAGCUUGAAGGCAUUGCAACAAUUGGCUUCUUUAUGAUUAUUGUACUUAUUUGUCAUAGUGUUUACUGGUUUAUCAAAGACGUUCAUAACUUUGGCUUUGAUCCAAACCAUCAGCUUACAUUUCUCCACUGGGAUUUGUAUGUUUUCAUCCCAGCUCUCGGUAUCAACGCUAUGUCAUACAACUGCAUCAUCAAUUUAUUCCCUACAUUAGAACAUUUAAGGAACUGCACAGUACGUCGUGGCAUGCACCUUGCAGCAUGGAUUGUUGUUGCAUGCUUCUUCCUUUACGCUGGUUUCGGCAUCUUUACUUACUUAGAUAAGUUUGAUGCUUUAACUGCUAAUUCAGCUCUUGAAUUAUAUCCAGCACAUAAUCCAUUCACCAUCAUUGCUACAAUUUCCGUCGUAUUUAUUCUCCUUGUUGCUUCUCCUCUUGUUAUUUGGGCCGCAAGAACUUCCGUUGACGCCACAUUCUUCAAAGACAAAGAAAUGACAACAUUCCGUUGGGUUUCCAUCGGUUUCAUCCUUUGUCUCGCUUCAGCUGGUUUUGCAGCAACUUCAGACAAUAUUUUGAUUUUCUUCAACAUCGUUGGAGGACUUCUCAUUCCAGUUGUUACUCUACUAAUGCCAUCCCUGUUCUUCCUGAAGGCAACUCCUGGAAGAAAAUGGUACAGAACUGUUCAAGCAAUUAUUUCAAUUCUUUUCACUGCUGUCGCAGCAACUGCUUGCACAUGGCAGACUGUUCUUGAGAUCAAGAAGAAAUAA